This is a messenger RNA of Rhizopus microsporus ATCC 52813, 552 nucleotides long. RefSeq lists its product as uncharacterized. Gene Ontology annotation, cellular component: extracellular region. The transcript has 3 exons. NCBI's taxonomy places the organism in Eukaryota, Fungi, Mucoromycota, Mucoromycetes, Mucorales, Rhizopodaceae. The record is from RefSeq and is a predicted model, not a curated record. The coding region runs from base 1 to 552 and encodes 183 amino acids.
AUGCGUUUUACGCCCUUUGCUCUUGCUUCCACUUUUGCUAUUGCUGCCAGUGCUGCUACUUUGAACCCUCGUGCUAGUGUCGAAGUUCAAUCUUGUGUCAAUGAUUUGACAUCUCUUCAGGAUCAGCUCAAGGCCACCUCCAACGCUGUCAAUACCUACCUUUCGGCUGCUGGCUCUGAAGGUGCUGUUGGUGUGCUUAACAGUGAACAAGCCCUUAUAAACGCUGUUGAUGGAGCCAGUGCUAGCUGCUGUACCAUUCAUUCUGCUGUCUUUGCUGAUGAAGCUGCUUCUUUCAUUUCUGUUGCUCAAGUACUUGCAGUUGAUGUUGAAAGUGCCUUGAACGCUAUGAUUGCUAAAAAGGCCGAAUUUGAUGCUGUUGAAAGUACCACACCUGCUGUCAAGGCUGAUCUUCAAAAGUUACAACCCAAGGUGAACACCUUGACUGGUUGUAUUCUUACUGCCAUGCCUGAAAGCCGCCAUAAUGAUGUUACCGAGUAUAUUGCAAAGAUUAACUCUGCUUUUAGUGACGUAAAUACCGCUUUUGAAAAUUAA